AUGCACCUGACGGGGGCGUCGAGUGGCGCCGUGUCGCCCGACACCAACUCGACACUGCUCCAUGAAACGUACACGAAGAUGACGUCGGACAUCCUCGCAGAGAGGACGUUGGGCGAUUUUUUGUCCGAGCACCCCGGAGAACUAGUGCGGACGGGCAGUCCGCACUUCGUUUGCACCGUGUUACCACCCCACUGGCGCUCGAACAAGACGUUGCCAGUAGCGUUCAAGGUGGUAGCCCUCGGCGAUAUCGGAGACGGUACUCUAGUCACCGUUCGCGCUGGUAACGAUGAGAACUGCUGUGCAGAGCUCCGAAACAGCUCGGCGGUAAUGAAGAACCAAGUGGCAAAGUUCAAUGAUCUGAGAUUCGUCGGCCGCAGUGGUCGCGGCAAGUCGUUCACUCUGACGAUAACGGUAUCUACGACACCGCCGCAAGUGACGACGUACAAUAAAGCCAUCAAAGUGACCGUCGACGGACCUCGGGAACCGCGCUCCAAGACCAUGUUAUCUCUCCUAGGGCAGCAGCAGCAGUUCCACUUCGCGUUCGGUCAACGGCCCUUCCCCUUUCCGCCGGAUCCACUCGGUGGUUUUCGAAUGCCGCCCAUCACUACUUGUCAAAAUAUGAGUCAAUUUGGACUUAGUUCGAGUAAUUCGCAUUGGGGAUACGGGAGUGCUGGCGCAUACCCGGCGUACUUGCCGUCUUGUGCGGCGCCCAGCGCGACUCAAUUCAAUCCACCUGCCCUCGGCUUCCCAGGGAGUGUACCUGACCAGACGCCAACGCAAGACUUUACUGCUAAUAACACAGUAUUACCUGAUACGACUGGCGUGGACUUGGAUCAGCAGCUGUCUGGACUCGUGGGAUCCUCACCUUCACACCACGGAAGUCUUUUGCCACGAUAUAACAACAACGCUGACUACGGCUUAUCGACGGGGCCACGAUCGUUAAGCGACAAUAGUUCGCAGCCUGAGUCACCAGUACAAGACGACUUAUUAACUUCCAAUACGUCUAACAAUAUCGGUCACAAUCACUCGAAUAGUUCUAACUUUCCCUCACUAAUGGGAUCACAGAACGCCUCGUACGCCGGAAGCAACUGCAACAAUUCACUGUAUCCCGUACUUCCAGCUAGUUUGCUGUACAGUCAAUUGUAUACGGCGGCGAACCAAACUCAUAAUUUUCAUUCAUUGCAUUCGAAUUCUAUACAUCAUUCAACACAAAACCAUCACAACGAAUUACAGACUAUGAUGGAUCAGAUAUCUUCGACCACUAAUAAUCAUAGGCAACAUGGAAACCAUGGGCACGGUGAUUUGUUAUUAGGCGGUGGUAACUCUUGUGCUGCGGCAGCGUCUAGAGGAGAAGAUGGUAGAGUGAACAGCCUUGGGCAACGUGGCAACCCGCAACCAGACAGUAACACAGUUUGGCGACCAUACUAA
This is a messenger RNA of Parnassius mnemosyne (clouded apollo), 1428 nucleotides long. The record is from the annotation of a GenBank genome assembly. NCBI's taxonomy places the organism in Eukaryota, Metazoa, Arthropoda, Insecta, Lepidoptera, Papilionidae.